CAUGCACACAAUUCGUUGCGGGCGCGUGCGCGCAUAUAUACGUACGUGUGUGUAUAGAGUGGGGCAUGCAAGCGACGACUUGUGAAAGACGGUGAUGUGGAGUCGUCUUUGCCUACCGUUCUUGCUGGUUUUUGUCCUAGCGGACAGCUGCAACGGUUACUGUUCCAGUUGGCAGUUCGAAUGCGACAACGGAGAUUGCAUCGACAGAGACUAUAUAUGUGACGGAGACGACGAUUGUGAAUAUGGGGCAGACGAAAGUGACUGCACAAGAUACGGAAACUGCUACACCUAUCAGUACCAGUGUCACAAUGGGCGCUGCAUAGACGAAAGAUACGUGUGUGACGGAGAUGAUGAUUGUUACGAUGAAAGUGACGAAGCUUACUGCAGUGGCUAUUGCUAUAGUUACCAGUCCGAGUGUGAUGAUGGACAGUGUGUGGAGAAGGAGGAUGUUUGUGAUGGAAAUGUCGAUUGCUUUGAUGGGAGUGAUGAAGACAACUGCGGUCUCGUAAUAGGUCUGGCUGUGGGUCUCUCUGUCUUCUUCUUCGUCCUCUUCUGUGUGGUUAUCCCCAUCGCCAUAUGUGUCCUGGUAUAUUGCUGUGUCGCUGGUCCUCUCAGACACACCAUGAAGGGUAGAUCAACUGUGAGAACGGUUGCCUCUCGACCAGCAAAUACAACCUCAACUACUGUGGUUGCUGCUAAUACAGCGGGAACAGUGAAAGGUGGUUAUCAGCCAGUAGGACACAUCCAACCUCUACAUCAGUACCCACCACCUCCUCAGCAACAGCAGCUGCAAGUAGCCGGUGCUACUAACCAGCCAGCUGCGAUGGUCGGAGGUUACCAGCCCCCACCUCUGGUGUACUCUCCUGCAAACAGCAAAAUACCCGCUGCAGCUGAACCUUGAAACUGUGUGGUAGCUGCUGCUAUCUCUAGCUCCAGCUUGACAAUUGACACUGUAGCUUUUUCCGCAUGCAUUAUGAUAGUAUAAUUAUGCGCGCGCGGCGCACCCUUUAUUAUCAUUAUAAUUAUACACGUACGUACGUACGUACGCACACCGCCGGCUGUGCGACUACGAGGAAGACGCCUGACCGAGAAAAUGUCGACGAUUUUUUGCUUGUCCUUCUUGAUCGUCGCUCUGGCCGUCGGCUGCAAUGGCUCCUGUUUUUACAGCAACCAAUAUGAGUGUGAUAGUGGCUACUGCAUAAGCAGCUCCUACCGCUGCGACGGAGAUUAUGACUGCAGCGACAGGAGCGACGAAAGGGGCUGUACCACCAACAGCUCCUGUUUUUACAGCAACCAAUAUGAGUGUGACAGCGGGCAGUGUAUUAGCGACUCCGAUGUAUGUGACGGAUAUGAAGACUGUUUUGAUGGUAGCGAUGAAGAUGGAUGUGUCGAUGCUGCUGCUGCAGGUCUGGCUAUGGUCUCUCUGUCUCUUCUUCUUCAUCCUCUUCUGUGUGGUUAUCCCCAUCGCCAUAUGUGUCCUGUAUACUGCUGUAUCGCUGGCCCUCUCCAACAACGCCCUCGGUGGGUAUGAUCGGUUUGUCACUACAACUGGCCCACCCCCCAGCGAGGGUUCCCGCGGCAACUGUCGUCACAACAAGUGCCCAUGAUGUGAAAAACUGACUAUCCACCAAGAUAUGUUCAGCAGCCAAUGCAGCAGUACCCGCCCCAGCCCUAUGCUACUGCGCAGUCUUACCCGCCACCGUACCCUGUGCAGUAAUCCCAGGAGCUGGCUUUUUUACAAACUAUUGACAAUUUCAUUAUGUAGACAGUAUUGUCUCCCCCUAUAAUUAUAGCUCUUGCAACGCACGCGGUUUGAGGGGCGUGUCUGUCUUCUUCUUCGUACUCUUCUGUGUGGUUAUCCCCAUCGCCAUAUGUGUCCUGGUAUACUGCUGUGUUGCCCAACAUACCUUGAAAGGGUAGAUCAACUGUGAGAACGGUUGCCUCUCGCCCAGCAAAUACCACCUCAACUACUGUGGUUGCUGCUAAAUACAGCGGGAACAGUGAAAGGUGGUUAAUCAGCCAGUAGGACACAUCCAACCUCUACAUCAGUACCACCACCUUCUCAGCAAUCAGCAGCUGUGGGUGCUUUUAAUGCUAACGCGACGUCCAGCUGCGUUAUGGUCGGAGGUUACCACCC
Molecule: messenger RNA, 2137 nt
Organism: Geodia barretti
Lineage: Eukaryota; Metazoa; Porifera; Demospongiae; Tetractinellida; Geodiidae
Source: the annotation of a GenBank genome assembly